CCGGCCCAGCUGGUGCGCACGGCCGGAGACGAGCCGCCAUCUCCCAGUCCCCCGGCAUCAGAGGACGUGAGCAUGGAGGGAUCUGACGAACAGCAGGUCCAGACCCGUUGUCCCCGCUUGGACGACGCUGAGCUUCAUCCGCCACCCGGGGCUGGCGGCAGGCUGUCACCCAGCCACUUCUUCCAGAUCCAUGAGAAGGCUAAAAUUGUCGUGAUUCCCACGUCGCACCUACGACCCAUUAAGACCCGACGAAGGGAAGAGGUGAUGGACCGGAGCUUGCAGUACAUUUUGCAAACGCAACGAGCGUUACCGAUCAGAAGAGAGCUGGCCGCGGAGGAGCGGCUCUCGAGAACCAUGUGUGGUCCGACGGCCCCUCCGCGGGCGCCGCGCGCCCUGAGCGCCGUCAGUUGCAGAUCAGGUCGGCUGUCAACUGACCCAGCCUUUGACCGCGUGCCCACGGACAUGCUCAGCGCAAGUUUCGACUCCAAGGAGACGCUGCGACGCGAGGCGGCCAAAGAGGAGACGAACCCGAGCCCGCGAGGCAGCGCCGCCAACGCCAGUGCAUUACCCCACCGCCGACGGCCAGCAUCCUAGCCAGGCACACGCCAUCGGAAAUCAAAUGCUACGUGCUGCAGCGCCGGUGCACCAACAGGCCAAAGGACCCGCUGAGAGCUGUGCGCAUGCGCGUACCGCACCAGUCGCACAGGGCGACUGGCGCCGGUCCGGCAGGCGUUGCGUGCCAACUCUCACCCCUUCGUGGCUUGAGCUCAGGAUCGUGUACUGUGUGUCGACUAGCCACUGUCGCCUUCUAUUGUUGUCUGCUAUCAGCGGAUAUAAUAUAAGAUUUU
Molecule: messenger RNA, 848 nt
Organism: Pollicipes pollicipes
Lineage: Eukaryota; Metazoa; Arthropoda; Thecostraca; Pollicipedomorpha; Pollicipedidae
Exons: 8
Coding region: 73-594 (173 amino acids)
Source: RefSeq, a predicted model, not a curated record